This is a messenger RNA of Plutella xylostella (diamondback moth), 2641 nucleotides long. Its product is annotated as alpha-(1,3)-fucosyltransferase C-like. Gene Ontology annotation, molecular function: fucosyltransferase activity. Gene Ontology annotation, cellular component: membrane. The record is from RefSeq and is a predicted model, not a curated record. Lineage: Eukaryota; Metazoa; Arthropoda; Insecta; Lepidoptera; Plutellidae.
CAUCAUCACGAUCCAUUAUGUCCCCACUGCUCGGGCACGGGUCUCCUUCCAAUGAAGGAAGGUUUUAGGCCUAGUCCACCACGCUGGCCUAGUGCGGGUUGGUGGACAUAUACAUACAUAUUAUAAAAAAUGAAAAAGUUACACUUACAAAAUGUCGACACGAAAUGACCUAUUUUUUACUCACCUAUCCAUCUAUCGGUUCUUAGACACUUCCACUUCAGCUUGCAGAUUUUGUGACCGAGGUAGGUUUUUCAGUUACAGCUGUCUUAUUUCUGAUGUAAUCUUUCAGAUAAAUCGUAAGCAUCACUACUUAGCUCAUUCCACUGUCUGAAAACAAAAGGAAAAAGCAAAAAUAUUAUCUGAGAAACUAAAAAUAAACAAUGGUUUUGUUUCUUUUGAAUGUAAAAUAUUGUAAAACCAAGAGAAAUCAAUAUUAUUAUAUUACACAAUGUGUAUUGUUAAUCAAUAUAUUACACAGUAGCGUGUUUUUGGGUGAAAAUACACAAUAUAAAUGAGCGAGGAAUAUAAUUUAACAUAAGUUCUUUCCCAUACGUAAGCAAUGGAGCUCAGAAAAGUGUUACAAGUAGUCAUUUUGUUACCCUUCUCAAUGGCUUCAAGAAACGAAACGGAUGUUGAAAUAUCAUCACCAAGAACAAGAACUGAAACAGUGCUAGAGAAUGAACCAAAAACGAUGUUACUAUACAAUAUGGAAUCAGAUUUUCCAAAACUCGAAAGGGACUACAACCUGACUUGUACGAGCAAAUACACAUGUUCCACAAACGUGUACUCCAACCCUCAACUACAGUUCGAUGCAGUACUGUACCCGACCAACACGACGAAGCCCAGAAACGACCACCAUUUACACAACCAAAAACAAAUUAAUGUCUUCUACAGUAUGGACGCCACAGCUACCAUUCCAGAAAAUCUGGACAAGUUCUUCAAUUUGACAAUAACAUACCGCCUGGACUCAGACAUACCUUGGCCGUUCUUCGCAUUCAUAGAUCGUGCAACGCAUCAACAAGUUGCGCCGGCGAUCGAACCUGUGUGGAGGAAGACUCGCAGACCGAUGCCAGGCUCGUUUGAAGAGAAAGAGAUAACAGACCUGGUGAAACAUAAAGAAUAUGAUGCUGUGUUUGUGGCUUCUACUUGCAACACUCAGAGCCGUCGGGAGGAUUUCGUGCGUCACCUGCGGAAGCACGGGGUGCAGGUCGACACGCACGGCCAGUGCGGCCAGUUCCAGUGCCCGUAUACAGACGAGGACUGUGCUGAGACCAUCGGCCAGAAGUACUACUUCUAUUUAGUCUUAGAAAAGGCUUUGUGCGUAGAUUACUUAACUGAGAAAGUCGUGUUAGCCAUGGAAAGCGGAGCGGUGCCGGUGAUACUCAGCGGAGCUAACUUGACUCGCUUCCUGCCGCCUGGUUCGUACAUCGACGCUCUGCAGUUCAGCGUGAAGUCAUUAGCAGAUGAGAUGGCUCGGCUGAUAGCAGAUCCGUCAUCUUAUGAGAGUUUUUUUUGGUGGCGCACACAAUAUCGCGUGGAGCGUCGUGAUCGACCCCACCGCGAGAUUGAUGAAUCACAUCCGUUUUGCAAACUCUGCUCUGUGCUGCACAAGCUGGAUAAACAUUAUGUUUAUACUUCCCGCGGCUCACGGAGUGUAAGGAAGUGGUGGAACAAGAUGCCUAACAGUGACAGAUCUGCGUGUGUGCAUAAUGAUGAAAGCGUUUAUAAGCCGACUAUGACUAAAUGGCGUACGCUCGUUUGAAUUUGUUACAAUAUCUAUAACUUGUACAUAACGGCCGGGACUUGAACAUACUAAAAUUAACAGUACCUACAUACCUUUCUCAAAAAAUUAAAAUAUAGAAUUAGAAAAAUAAUUUCUUUUUUCGGUAGGAUAUUACAGUUUGGUUUCUUUAAAAAAAAUUGGCCUGUUUUUAAAGGACUUUACUUUUCCUUCAGAGCCCAUAAGAUUGUUCCGCCCUGUGUACAUAAAUAGAGAUAAAAUAAAACACAGUUCAAUAAUUGUACAGUGAAAGGGCCUGUUUACUUUCACACCUUUGAGUAUCCUAAUCCUUUAAGCCAUCCACUAUCGAACGCUCCAAAUGGAUUCCUACUACAACAGUUUUCAAGACUGAUAUUCCAGUCGGAUUGUGGGUGCUAUCCAUGGAUGACUUCCAUAUUUUAUAUAAUAUCAUAUUUCUGACUCUUAUCGAAAGUACCUUAACUGAAUACAAAAACUGCAGUUAAAAUUAAUGGUUAAAAUAAAAUCUUAAGGAUGACUUGCACCACCCAUUUAAAUGCUUUAAAUCUAUUUUUUGCUUGCUUUGACAGUGUAGUGUCAAAGCUAGGCAGCAAUAGAUAUAAUUACGUUGAAAUAUUUGGUACAAGCCAUCCUUAAUGAACAUCCCAAAUCUAUAAAAAGUGUUGCCGUGUUGCGGUUAGCGAUUCCCCCACCACGUAUAAUAUACUGAGUUCAAAGUGGGGUGAGACAUUACACGUAAAGCAGAUGCAACAUGUCUGUUUGUGUUACUGUCCUGGCUGAGUUCGGUACAACGGUGGAUAAACAAUGUCGACCCUUAUUGCUUCCCAGUAAGUCAUCUGUUUCGUCUCAAGUUGAACAAACUGUAACAUAUAAGCAUCUUUG